This is a messenger RNA of Bradysia coprophila, 2302 nucleotides long. RefSeq names its product U3 small nucleolar RNA-associated protein 14 homolog A. Lineage: Eukaryota; Metazoa; Arthropoda; Insecta; Diptera; Sciaridae. Gene Ontology annotation, biological process: rRNA processing. The record is from RefSeq and is a predicted model, not a curated record. Gene Ontology annotation, cellular component: small-subunit processome; nucleolus.
UUUGACAUUAACGCUGUCAUUACAAUAACCACGUUGGAUAAGUAAAUAAAUAAAAUCAAAACCGACAAAUAAUUAUUAAGAAUGAGCGAAUCGAAUAUCAUGUUAUCCGAUCCGCAAGACCAUGAAGUGGAUAAAAAAACGCACCACCGUCUUCUGGAAUCGUUGACGCAAUACAUAAAAAAGCCGGUACGAAACGAACCGUCUUUCAAACGCAGUGAAUUUCAUUUAGUGAAAACUAAAUCGGACGGAGAUGCAUUUCCCGGCGCCACAACUUUAGCGGUACCGAAUCUGGUCAAAGUGCUGCAGAAGUCGAAGAAGCUGGAAAAUGUUGGAACUGCUUUGAAGAAAAGUCUGCGGAACAAGAAAGUCCUGAAGAAACCACUGGAGAAGCCAGUUAUUGAACGGAUCAAUCGAAGCAUUAAUUAUGAGAAAGCCAAGAAGAAACUCAAUCAAUGGAAUGCGGUCGUUGCGGCAAACAGAGCAGCUGAUCAUUUGUCGUUUCCGCUUCAAACCAAAAAUUCCGAUAUGGAGGUGUACGUCAGCCCAUACACGGACGCUUCGAAAUUUCGUGUCAAGUCUGAUUUGAUGGUUGAAAUGGAGAAGAGAGACCCAAAACCAGACGUAGAGGCGAAUGCAACUAUGGAAGAUGUGGAGAAAUUGACGCGUGAGGAAAUGAUUGCACGCAGCAAGGAGCUUCGUCUGAUUCGUAUUCGGGAAUCGCAGAAGAAUGCCAAAGCGAGGAUGCAAAACAAGAUCAAAAGCAAAAAAUUCCACAAAAUCAUGAAAAAGGAGAAAUUGAAAGAAGAAAUCAAGAAUUUUCAGCUGCUGCAGAAAAGUGAUCCGGAGGCGGCCAUUCGAAAAUUGGAUCAGAUUGAGAAGCGUCGAGUCGAAGAACGUGCCCUGUUGAGACAUAAGAACACCGGCACCUGGGCGAAAAAUCUCCAAAUUCGAUCGAAGUACGACAAAGAUGCGAGGAAAGAAUUAGCACAACAAUUGUCCAUCAGCAGAGAAUUGACCCAGGUCAGCCGGAAACCGAUCGACGAGGAUGACAGCGAUACGGAGGAAAGUUCAGACGAUGAACCGAUGAAUGUUUUCAAUCCAUGGAAAAAGCCGAAUCAAACGUUCGAUGAAGAUGAUGAAAAUGCUGAAGUUGACCGUCCGGCAGAGGGUUAUCGCAAGUAUUGGAACACCCGAAACGCUAAUGAAGAAGCGUUGGAAAUAAGCCGUGCAUCGGACGACAAUGAAGAUUCAUCCGAAACACCUGAACAGGAAAAUGUGAACGGAUGGUUGGUUGAAGAAUUUACCGAAACUGCGUCGAACAAACGCCGAAAGCCUAAGUCAAUCGUCAAUGAAGAUGUGCUGGACGACAUUUUCGAUGAAGCCGAAGAAUUCCUGCAGAAAAAAGUGUCCCGCAAACUCAGCAAACUACAGAGCGGAAUUGCCAGUGAAACCGAUGGAUCAAAAAAGAAGUCAACGCCUGGCAAAGCGUAUCGCGAAGACUUAAAUUUCAAGAAACAACAUUCGAGACCAGACUUAGAUGAGGAGCUGAACGAAACUCAUUUUGAAGACGAAUCGACAAACGAACGCGUCAAUCUGGCAAUGGCAAAACUAACCAAUGAGGCAACAACUGAUCCCAAGCAGACAGGAAACAUAAAUCCUGACGAAUUUAUGAAAACGAAAAAGAUUUACUUGAAAACGACAUUGCCGAACAUCGACCAGGGCGAAGAUGACGAAAUGGACGCUGCUAUGGAGAAGCAAUUAACGAUUUCCGAGGCGUUCGAAGAUGACGAUAUAGUUAAUGAUUUCCAACAAGAAAAUGCAGAUGAGAAUGAAAAGAAGCAGCCGAAAGACAUCGAUCUUACAUUGCCCGGCUGGGGAUCAUGGGGUGGCUGUGGAAUCAAACCUCGUUCGAAGAAAUUGAUCAUCAAAUUCCCGAAAGAGGAACAGCGUCGCGAAGAGAACAAAGGUCACGUGAUCAUUGUCGACGAAAAAAACGAUGGACUGCGCAAACAUCAGGUCUCAAAUCUACCAUUUCCAUUCACCAGCGUAAAAGAAUACGAAGCUGCGUUGCGCGCUCCAGUUGGCAGGGAAUUUGUUCCAGAAAUCGCACACAACUUGCUCACCAAACCGGCAGUGACCACUCAAUUGGGUACGAUAAUCAAACCGAUGGACAAGGAUGUAUUGUUGAAACAGGGGAAGAAACGAUUAAAUAAAACAGACAGGAGAAUCGUGAAAAUGGAGAAAAGACGUUCUGUGCAGGCAUAGUAAAUUGAUUAAAUCAGAGUCAACAGCAAAUGAAAUG